This is a messenger RNA of Gongylonema pulchrum, 1551 nucleotides long. The record is from the annotation of a GenBank genome assembly. NCBI's taxonomy places the organism in Eukaryota, Metazoa, Nematoda, Chromadorea, Rhabditida, Gongylonematidae.
AUGGUCGAUACGGCGGACAUCGAUUGGCAGAACAGCGCCUUCGCAUCCCGAGUGCAGCGAAUGCAGAAAGCUCGGGAUGAUGCAGCACUGGAGGAUAUCGAGUGCAAGGGACGUCGAUUUGCUGGCUCGUUAGAUGAUAAUAUGCGGGAAUUACUACCGAUAAAAGUGGGCAGUAAAGUAGUGAGGCAGGUACGAAUGGAGGAAGAUCUUGUGCCCAGUGAUGAAGAAGACACACAUACCGAAGUGAAAGAAGCCGGAGAAGCAGCCAGCAGCGUUGAUUUAUCGCAUUUAAGCGCUGCAGAAUUUUUGAAGUUGCGCAAUGAGCACCUGGAGAAGGCGAAAAAUCGGAUCAGCAGUUUGGCGUACACGAUUUUAGCGGAUCCACAGGACGAGGUACGUAAAUUAAAAGAUUUCUAUGCGCUGUGCACUGGUGAUGGUGUCAUGCCAGCGGUACGUGAAACUGUGAUGAAGCUAGCGAGCGUUUCGGUUGCGCAAGUUUUUAUUGAUAUUAUUCCAGGAUAUACAAUAAGAGCACGUUCUGAGGAAGAGAUGACACAGAAACUCAAAAAAGAAACAAGGAAACUGUUUGAUUACGAGCAAGCACUUCUACGCUAUUAUCUAAAAUAUCUGAAACACCUGGAAAAAUAUGCCGGAAAGCUUCUUCUGAAGACAUCCAGAGAAUGGGGAGAUAAGGAAAUGCCGUUUGUUUGCCUGAAGUGCCUUGGGAAACUUCUUGUCUCCGUUCCUCAUUUCAACUAUAUCUCAGAAAUAAUCCGUCUUAUUGUUCGAAUUGCCACAUCCGGUUAUAAACAAGCAACGGGCAUCUGCUGCGAUUCACUGAACGAAUUGUUUCGUAACGAUCUCAGUUUUCAAGCAACGGAAACAAUGAAUCACGUUUUUGCUACAUAUUUUCGCGUAAUUAAACGACUUUCAACAAGCAGCUUAUUGGAGCCAGUGCUGGAAGGCCUGGCAAAAUUUGCCCAUUUGAUCAGUAUUGAAUUCUUUGACGAUAUGGUUUCUGCACUGGCAGCUCUCCAUUUGCAAUUAAUCGACUCGCUGCGAUGCAUUUUUACGGUAUUUGUGAUACUUUCCGGAGAGGGUGUUGCGCUGAACAUCGAUCCAUUUCGAUUCUACUGGUCAAUGUAUCGUUUGCUUCCGGCUAUAGUAUUUGAAAAACUACCAGAUAAACGUGCAAGGAGUUUAUCACUGGCAUUGCAUACGUUGGAUUUGAUGAUUAAUUCUCGUCGCAAGCAAGUUCCGGUAGCUCGGGUAGCAGCAUUUGUCAAGCGGCUUUUGGCUCUGGCAUUUUUCUUGCCAGCCACUGAAACAUUGGCUGUAUUGCUGUGUGUACGAUCCUUUUUCAUUGCUUAUCCAAAGUUGCAUUGUAUGGUUGAAGACACGGAUGGCACUUCGUUUUCGGGAUCAUUUAAUUCCACUACCGAUGAUCCGGAUUGUUGUGGCGCUCUUUCUUCAUCGGUCAUCGUCGAAACUGAUAUGCUUUCAAAGGUUAUCCUCACUUUCUGGAUUCUCUAUUAUUUUUUAUCAAUUUGA